This is a messenger RNA of Zingiber officinale, 1047 nucleotides long. RefSeq lists its product as uncharacterized. Lineage: Eukaryota; Viridiplantae; Streptophyta; Magnoliopsida; Zingiberales; Zingiberaceae. The transcript has 4 exons. Gene Ontology annotation, cellular component: plasma membrane. Bases 1 to 1047 code for a protein of 348 amino acids. The record is from RefSeq and is a predicted model, not a curated record.
AUGGUAUCCGCAACCGCUGGAGGUGGCGGUGACGACGUGAGGCACCGGCGGGAGGCACCGGGGUCGGAGGAGAAGGGAGGAGGCGGCCCUGAAGACUGUCGUCGCUGGCGGAUCUCUCCGGCGACGACGGCGAAGGACCAAGAGGAAGCCCUUUCUUCUUCUCACGUGGCGGCGGCGGAAUCCAAAAGCACGAAGCCCCCCCUUCUGCUGGUGAACAUAUACGCAGUUGAUCAUUAUGAAGAGCUAUAUGUUUCAGAGAAUCAGGUCAUGGAGGCAAAGGAAACAAAUUUAUUGCCUGAUACUUCUCCAAACAGUGCUCCACAACCUUUUAUUCCUUUACUUGCUCCUUCACCUAUGGCAGCACCAUUUUUCCACAAUAGCACUCCAAAAUUAUCAGGGCAAUGUUCAUUGAACUUUUCUGCAGUUGACAAUUUGUUAAGAACAACUGCUGUUGAUUGUUGGGCCUCCUUCGCUCCUUUCUUAGCCAAUGUUAUUUGUUGUCCGCAGUUCGAGGCUACCCUUGUUAUUCUAAUUGGACAAGCAAGUAAAGAUUCAGGUUUACUUGCGUUGGACUCUGUUCAUGCAAAUUAUUGCCUAUCAGAUAUUCAACAGAUUCUUGGAAGUCAGGGUGUCCCUAGUGACCUUCAUGAUAUUUGUUCCAUCCACUCUUCUAACCUCUCUGAAGGAUCCUGCCCAAUUAGUGAUACCAUUGGGUUUGAGAGUGUUGUUGACUCUUCUAAACUCCUUGUUGCAUGUUCAAAGGUUGAUGCUGUGAAUGAAUGCUGCAGACAAAUUUGUCAAAGUGCCAUCAAUGAAGCUGCAAAAAACCUUGUCUUGAAGGAUGGCGGAUUGAUGACGAAUAUGGAAAUUAAUGAUACAACAGUGGAGUAUUCAUCUACUGUGAACAGCUGUAAAAACAUUGUCCUUAGGUGGCUAUCUAGUAGACUUGAUUCUUCAUCUGCAAAGCAAGUGUUGAGAGGACUAUCAAACUGUAAUGUUAAUGGAGGUAACUUUACAAUUUCUUCUUCCAGACUCUUUGCCAUCUAG